Molecule: messenger RNA, 4118 nt
Organism: Mya arenaria
Lineage: Eukaryota; Metazoa; Mollusca; Bivalvia; Myida; Myidae
Product: D-glucuronyl C5-epimerase-like
Exons: 9
Coding region: 467-2260 (597 amino acids)
Biological process (GO): heparan sulfate proteoglycan biosynthetic process
Cellular component (GO): Golgi apparatus
Molecular function (GO): heparosan-N-sulfate-glucuronate 5-epimerase activity
Source: RefSeq, a predicted model, not a curated record
AGUGAAAAAUAGGAUGGGCUCAACUAAGUUUUCUAUGUUUUCUUUCUGAAAAUCUUAGACUAAGAGAAAUGUUUUAAAUGAUAUAAUGGAAUUUCGGGGAAAAUAGGAAAACUUGGAGUUUAUAAUUGUUUUUUGCUGUGAAGAUAAAUAGCUUGAGAUUGAACGGAUGGAGACUGAGAGAAGAUGAAGGAUAGCUUGAAGGACAGUGGUGUGUGAUAAUGCAGAUUCCAUCAUGACUUGAAUAACGCAAGAUGUUAAAGUCGAGCCAAUUGAGAAGUUCUAUAGUUUAAGCCGGACUUUACAUGGAGGAGUAAUAAGUUAUUGAUUGACCAAUCAAAAUGAGUGUAACAUAAAGCAGUAGAGAAAGGGGGAGGAGCAAAGAGUUUAGGUAUAAGACACUCGUAGCACAUUAACAUCCAGCUUUACUUUCUGAGAUUGAAGAUAUGUUUCAUGAGGUAAGAAUGCGAUGAAGAAGAGCUUGGGCAGUUGUGCGACCAUCAUGCGUGUAAACCCUCGAAGGGCGUUCGUCUUCCUUAUCGUCUUGUGUACAUGCAUACUCAGCUUCUCAUUCUGGUCAAGAUGUCCUUUAAAUGACCAGCAGCAGACUGUCAGGGAGAGCAGUGAGGUACAAGGCUCACUCGACCAGUCUGUACACUUCCGGAAUCGUAAUGCCAACAACUAUGACGUUCCUGCGGAGAUGGAGAUGGCUGGCGGGGGGUCGAGCAUGCAUGAGAUCACGUGCGAGAUAAACCAUGAAUACUCCGUACAGUGUCGCAGGGAAGAGAAUGAGGUGUACAUGCCCUUCAGCUUCAUCAAGAAGUACUUUGAGGUGUACGGUGAGAUUCAAGUUUCGGAGGGUGAUGAGAAGUUUGAAUUCUCCCACAGCUACUCAGAAGUGCACGUGCCACCAGAGGUGAUUCGGCCUGACGGCAUCUUCAUGUCCUUUGAGCACUACAAUGUGGAGAUACGCAAACGUGUCAAGUGUAUCACAGCUACUGAAGGUGUGCCUGUCUCAACCCAGUGGGAAGCAUCGGGACACUUCUACCCGAUACAGAUCGCCCAGUUUGGGCUCUCCCACUACAGCAAGCAUCUGGUGGAGGGGAAGCCCACAGUUACCCGCCUCAUCACGGGCAAUGACCUUGACCUCGACCUGUGGGCAUACAGUAGCAGUAAGACCACCGCCCGGAGUCUGUUUGAUCGCACCAGACAGUCUGAUGUGAUACAGUUUAAGACUUCAGACAGCCUCUCAAACACGGGCUUGCAGUAUGAAUUGAAGGAAAAGAACAAUUUUGCUGUGACCCUUGACUUUAAGAUGAUCUCCAACGGAAGUGUGACAGCCUCACUCAAAUCCGACACUUACACAUUCCAUAUUCACUACGUGUUUUCAAACACGCUCAUUUCAUGUGAUGGUAGAAAUAUAUUUUUCGGACUCGGAGAAAACCGUCGGGGAAAGUGGAUUCACCUAGCACGAGAUGUAAAUAUGGACCUCUUAAAGGGGCUAGCAUUAAAAUGUUCCAAACAUAGAAAAAUGAAAGAUUUGACUUUCUUGGGGUUAUCAAUACGUGGUCAGGGAUGGGUGGAUAACGUAACACUGGCUUCAGCUGCUCACAUGGACCACUUCUUUGACGCUGCCAACUGGUUUGUGAAUCAUCAGGAUUCUCGAGGGGGUUGGCCUAUCAAGGUCACUCGAAAGCUGCUCUCUGGUGUGAUGGAGCUUCCCCCAGGGUGGUACUCAGCAAUGGCUCAGGGGCAGGCUAUGUCCACGCUUGUGAGAGCAUACCUACGCUCAGGAAGCAAGGUGUACUUGCAGGCCGCAACUGACGCUCUGAAAAUAUUUGAGAUAAGCAGUGCUCAAGGUGGGGUGAAAGCCAGAUUUGCUAAUUCCUAUGACUGGUAUGAGGAAUACCCCACCACCCCAAGUAGUUUUGUGUUAAACGGGUUCAUCUUCUCAUUGUUUGGAUUAUAUGACUUGAAGCAAGUGGCCGAAGGGCAAGCCUUAGAAACAGUGACUCGUAUUUACAAUGAGGGUAUCAAAUCCCUAAAAGCAAUGUUGUUAAUGUAUGAUUCUGGUACAGGUACAUUUUACGACCUGCGACAUAUAACUGUUGGGAUUGCACCCAAUCGAGCUCGCUGGGAUUAUCAUACUGUUCAUAUCAGUCAGCUUCUGCAGCUGAGCAGGAUGGAGGAUGACCCACUGUUUAUGAGAACGGCUAAGAGGUGGCAGGACUACAUGCAGGGAAAAUGGUCGACACACAACUAGUUGCAUGUUAGGGUUCUUGUAAUUUUUUAAAAGAAAAGUGCUCGCCCUAUAGUAAUUCCUAUUAAAAGUUGUUUGCUGUUUACAAUAUAUCUUUGUGAAAAAGGAGUCAAAAUAAAAUCUUGUUUUAAUAGUUAUGAAUUUGUGUACUAAAUGGUUGUGACACAAAGUAAUCCGUUCUUGUUAGCUGAUUUCAGACAAUUUUGUCCAGGAUAUUUGCUUUAUGGUUCAGAAAAACUUGUGUAAGAGUUGGACAAGUCAAGUUGGAACUAGUGCAUAAGGUGAAUGACCACCUGUGUAAGCCAGUAUGUCAAGGGGAAAGAGAAAAGGAGGAGAGAAUUGGACAUGCAGCAGGGACAAUAUAUACAAUGCCAAUAUAGAGCACUGAAGCCGAAAAGGGCUGGUCUGAUUUCACAGAAGACUGUGUUCAGCAUUCAUAGAUCCUAGGUUCCAUACACAAUGUGUAGAGAAUUCUUGCAUACAAUGCUCUAUGCUAGUAGUAGUAAAUUUAUUAACAAUUGCUAUUCCAAAAAGCUUGAUUUUUGGUAGUUUAACUUCAAUAUGUCUGAGUGAUAUUACUUUUUGUAUAAAAAGUGAUGUAUAAUUGAAGUUUUAAUGCACCAGUCAAUUGAAACCACAGCCCCUCCAGGUCCGGGGAUAGCCGGGGAAAUGGGCGGUGUUUUUACCUUCCAGGUGGCCCUGCAGUGCCGGGUGAAUGCGGUGGUUUUGUCUUUGCGCAAAAUAUAGCGGUGAAUGGGCCUUACCUAGGGUCCCUGGGGUGCAGGGGCAAUUAGCGGGGAUUUUACCAGCAGUUUGUCCCUGCAGGGCGGGGAUUUUACCAGGGGUUGGCUGGACCGAAAGUCAAAGUCCCCGCUAUUCCCCGGACCUUGGGGGGCCGUGGUUACAAUUGAAUGUGACGAAAACAGGAAUUUAUAAGAAAUUCAAUAUGCAUCAGAAUGACCAAAUAGUGUCCACAGCUUGGCAUUAUAGAACAAGGAAGGUACAAGGAUUGGAGGAUAUUGCGAUUCAUUGAACAAGGAAGAUAUGUAUGGAUUCAUUCCUCGCUUCUGUCUCCAUUUUGGUUCUGUGUCAGACACAAUGUUUCAACAAAGGGUUUUAUAUUUAUGUGAUGAUUUUAAUGUGACAAUCUGUUCUAUACUAAUGUCUAUCUAUAUUUCAUUAUUAUGAUUCUCAUUAAUAUUUUAGAUAAUAAAAUCAUAAUGUAUGGUACAAUUGUUUCUGAAAAAUAUUUCAACUUUUGGAUAAAAUGCUCGAUUGUUAAAUCAUGUUUUGAUAUAGUUGUUUUGAAUAAUAAUGAUAGAUAUAGUGAACCAUAAAUGUGAUAUGUACAUAAACUUUUAUCAUGUUGUUCAAGAAACAUUAUAUUGUCCUGUUUGUAUGCCUGUGUGUGUACUGACUGCAAGCAAAUAAACUCUGAUGUUGUUCAACAGAAUUAUGUCAGAGACAAGUAUUUUGUAUAAAAUAUUUCAUGCAUUCAUUCCAUUUUCACUGUUAUAACAUUCAGCUAGAAGUUUGGUUGUAUAUGCAUAUUUUUUAAAUACUAGUUUAUUGAUAAAAAUGGUUUGUGUUUGAAGUUAGAACUGUUAGAUAAAUAUUUCGUGCAUUCAUUCCAUUUUCACUGUUAUAACAUUCAGCUAGAAGUUUGGUUGUAUAUGCAUACUUUUUAAAUACUAGUUUAUUGAUAAAAAUGGUUUGUGUUUGAAGUUAGAACUGUUAGAUAAUCUUACAAGUUUAUAAUGUUGCAUGGCUUGGCUUUUGAUAUUGAAAAUUUUAACUGUACAUGUAUCCAAAUUAAAAUGAUUUUUCUUUUCAUGGUGCUUGUAACAAUAGGCUAGCCAUC